This is a messenger RNA of Siniperca chuatsi (mandarin fish), 4060 nucleotides long. RefSeq names its product ubiquitin-like modifier activating enzyme 7 (gene uba7). Gene Ontology annotation, molecular function: SUMO activating enzyme activity. The transcript has 24 exons. Gene Ontology annotation, biological process: protein sumoylation. Lineage: Eukaryota; Metazoa; Chordata; Actinopteri; Centrarchiformes; Sinipercidae. The record is from RefSeq and is a predicted model, not a curated record. Bases 142 to 3183 code for a protein of 1013 amino acids. Gene Ontology annotation, cellular component: cytoplasm; SUMO activating enzyme complex.
AAUCUGAAACGAAAGUGAAAUGCUCUCUUUUAAACUGUUGUCAUCUCAUCAUUUGUUCACUUUCUGUUCCUGGUGUGUCAGUCCAACCGAUCCGUUUAAACUGGUCAUCUCAUAUUGGAGACUGUCAACUGCAAGUUCAACAUGUCACAAAUCGGUGAAAUCGAUGAAGGACUCUACUCCAGACAGCUGUAUGUUCUGGGUCAUGAGGCGAUGCACCGGAUGAGCACAGCCAAUGUCCUCAUUGCAGGCAUGCGUGGUCUUGGAGUAGAAAUAGCCAAGAAUGUGAUCCUGUCCGGAGUGAAGUCUGUCACCGUCCAGGAUGAAGGACAGGCAGUGUGGACCGACCUGUCCUCCCAGUUUUUCCUGAAGGAGUCCCAUCUUGGUCAGAACCGAGCCACAUGUUCCCUACAACAGCUGUCUGCCUUAAACCCACAUGUGCGUGUGUCGGCCCACACUGGACCACUGGAUGGCGACCUGCUUCUGCAAUUCCAGGUGGUGGUCCUCACUGACUGCUCACUGGAUGAUCAGAAGCACUUUGGUGAGCUCUGCCAUUUGCGUGGAAUCAAGUUCAUUGUAGCAGACACCAAAGGACUCUGUGGUCAGUUGUUCUGUGACUUUGGGGAGGAGUUUGAGGUCUUGGACCAGGAUGGAGAGAUGCCUGCAUCAGCAAUGAUACAAAGUAUCUCUAAGGACAAUCCUGGAGUGGUGCUCUGCGCAGAUGACCGGAAUCAUGGAUUUUUAGAUGGCUCCAAAGUUUCCUUCUCUGAAGUCCAAGGCAUGACAGAGCUCAACAGCAUCGGCCCUGUGGAGAUCAAAGACCGUGGCCGGUACUCCUUCAGCAUUGUUGACACUUCAGCCUUUUCUGAGUAUGAACGGGGUGGAGUAGUGACUGAGGUUAAACAGCCCUGCAAACUAAAUUUUAAACCACUGCGUGAGGCUCUAUUGGACCAUCAGCUGCUGAUAAUGAAUGAUUAUGGAAAAAUAUCGAGGCACCAAACCCUGCACUUGGCUUUCCAAGCCCUCCAUAGCUUUGUGAAGAAAGAACACCGACUCCCUCGUCCUUGGUCUCAGUCAGAUGCAGGUUUCCUGUUUGACAUGGUGAAAGAGCUGAAUGAAGUUGCAGAGCUGGAACAGCUGGAUGAAGCUGCUGUGCAAAACCUGUCCUACACAGCCCAGGGUGAUUUGGCUCCUGUCAAUGCUUUCAUUGGAGGCCUUGCUGCUCAAGAAGUUAUUAAGGCAUGUAGUGGGAAAUUUACGCCUCUUCAGCAGUGGCUAUAUUUUGAUGCACUGGAGUGCCUCCCUGAAAAGGAACUGGCAGAGUGCUCCUUUUCAACAAGGGGCACGCGGUACGAUGGACAGAUUGCUGUGUUUGGUUCAGCGUUCCAGGAGAAGCUUGAGAGGCAGAAGUAUUUCCUGGUUGGAGCUGGUGCUAUUGGCUGUGAGCUUCUUAAAAACUUUGCUCUCAUUGGGCUUGGUGCUGGAGAAGAAGGGCACAUCACUGUAACAGAUAUGGACUUUAUAGAAAGAUCCAACUUGAACCGACAGUUCCUGUUCAGGUCUCAGGAUAUUAAGAAACCAAAAUCGGAGGUUGCAGCCAAAGCAGUGCGAGAGAUGAACCCACAGAUGAAAAUCACCGCUCACCAGAAUCGUCUGGACCCUGACAGUGAAGGAGUGUAUGAUUACAACUUCUUCAUGGGUCUCGAUGGAGUGGCUGCAGCCCUUGAUAAUGUGGAAGCCAGGGUCUAUCUUGAUGAACGCUGCAUUCAACUCCAGAAGCCUAUGCUGGAGGGAGGAACUCUAGGAAGCAAGGGUCAUACUCUGGUGGUGGUGCCACACCUGACAGAGCCUUAUGGGCCGGGCAAAUCAAGUUCUAAUAAUGCCAUCCCACUUUGCACUCUCAAGAACUUCCCUCACCGCAUUGAGCACACCCUGCAGUGGGCCAGAGACCAGUUUGAAGGACUGUUUAAACAAACACCUGAAAAUGUGAAUCUCUUCCUGAGAGAUGCAGGGUUUGUACAGCGGACUCUUGGCCAAGGAGACGCUGAGGCCCUGGAGGUUCUUGGGGGGGUGUGGAGCAGCCUUGAGGACAUGAAAGCUGGAGGACAACGUCCAACGAGCUGGGAAGACUGUGUGAGCUGGGCACGUUGCAAGUGGGAGUCUCUCUAUAACAACGAUAUCCGCCAGCUUCUGCACUGUUUCCCUCCUGAACAGAAAACUGCUACUGGUCUACCCUUCUGGUCUGGAUCCAAGAGAUGCCCUCACUCACUGACCUUUGACCCCAACAAUACUGUCCAUAUGGAGUAUGUGGUGGCAGCAGCUAAUCUGUAUGGGCAGAUCUACGGAAUCAAUGGGACAAGAGACUGCGCCUCUAUCCGAAACAUCUUAGAGGAAGUCCAUGUACCGUCUUUCACUCCCAAGUCCUCUGUGAAGAUUCAUCUCACUGACAAGGAGAUGGAGGAGGAGAAAAAAAAGGACAGUGAUGAUGCUGAAAAAGCCCGACUUGAGGAGUUGAAAGGAAAGUUGGCCCCACCAUCUCUGAAAAGCUCAGCCAUGCAGAUGUACCCCAUCGACUUUGAGAAGGAUGACGACGGUAACUUCCACAUGGACUACAUUGUUGCUGCUUCUAACCUGAGGGCGGAGAACUACGACAUCCCUGCAGCUAAUCGACACCAGAGUAAGGGCAUUGCUGGAAGGAUCAUCCCAGCCAUAGCUACCACCACAGCCGCAGUGGCAGGCCUGAUGUGCCUGGAGCUGUAUAAACUGGUGCAGGGCCACCAGAUGAUCAGCUCUUACCGCACAGCUUAUAUCAACCUGGCUGUCCAGUACUUUGUGUUGUCUCACCCGAGCCAGCCCCCGCACUUCGAAGUCGCAGGAAAGAAAUACACCCUGUGGGAUGACUUCCGUGUUGAGGGCAGAUGUGACGGUCAGCAGGAAAUGACCUUGGGAGAUCUGCUCCAGUAUAUCAAGGAAAAAUAUAACUUGAACAUCUGCAGUCUCUUCUAUGGAAAAGCUAUCUUAUACAGUGGGCAUGAAGAGAGGCUCACACUAAGUGUGUCUGACGUGGUGAAGACGGUCACCAAGACAGAAAUCCCUCCACACAAGAAGAUGCUGGAGUUGAUCCCCUCAUUUAUUGAAGAUGAGGACUGUGCAUCAGUCCCACCUAUCAGAUACCUGCUCUUGUGAUGCCAUCAACACCAAGUUUCCAGUGAAAAGUCAUCACAUGGAACUGCUUCAAUGUGUCAAAGCAAACUUAAUACUCUUGUGACACUAUGUCAGUUGAAAACAACCUGAUUUUGUUGCUUUACCUUUCGUUUACAAAGAUAAAUAUCUGAAUGAUUUUUUUCCAGUAUCUGUCUAUUUCUUUCAUGCCAUUCAACAAAUAUUUAGCACUUAAUUUUUUAUUGUUAAUCACACUUUGAUAAUGUAAAGUGAGUAAUUCCACAAUCACACUAUUGUCCUGUCCCUUAGCCAUGCCCCCAAAAAUACUACAAAAUGUACAAAACUGUAAUUUCCUUACUAUUAUUACCAGAAAUGUUACCAGAAAAUUCCGUUCGCUAAUGUUUGGUUUUCAUUUACAUGUAAAAUAUGUCUUUUGAGAGGUCAGGCUAAGAGGUUGUGAAGAUGCUUGCCAAGGCAUAUGGAUUAGAUGAUCUGGUGCUCCAGUGCUGGCCCAGUUUCAAGGUUUAAUUCGGGUCAGACUGAACACAAUGUUGAAGGGGUGCAGUCAGAACAGGCAGUUGGCACAGUAGGUACAGUGUUUUGACGAUUCUAGGUGCUCUUGCCAUCUGGACACAGCUGUCUUGUGUAAAUCCCACUCCCAAACACACAUGCACCCCCCUCCCUCACAGAAGAAUCCUAGAGCUGGUCAUAGUGGAGAAGCUGGACUCAUCUACAAAGCCUUCAUCUGUCUUCAGAUUGUUCAGAUGCAAGUCCUGCCCUUUUCCACUACCUCACAAUGUGUUACACUUCACAUUAACAUGGUGUCAUCUUUACAAUACUCUACUCUCCCAGUUGGCUGUGUUUGAAUCUUGAAUAAAUGUGUCUAUGAGGAACCAUGUUA